GAGACAUAUGGACAUAGUUUCCAUUUGAAGCACUAUACAACUCCAAAAUCGUGUCAUCAGUGUCAUGAUGUGUUGUGGGGAUCUCAAAAGUCAGGAUACGAAUGUUCCAUCUGCAAGUACGUUGCACAUAGACAAUGCCUAGACGUGCUCACCAUCUCUUGUCAAGAGCAACAAGGCCUUCGCCACAGCUUACCCAUCUAUCUGCUGGCACAUGAUAAACAUGAACAAAGACGUUGGAUCCGGACUAUUGAGCUUCACCGCAAGCGCGCCGAGGCAUCCAUGAGUAGCAGUAACAAUAGUCAACACCCCGUAGGCAUUAGUCGUAGUAACAGUACACAUACUAGCCUUGGUGCUGACGGUACUGCUAUUUCUGCAGCACCAAUUUCACAAGUACCAUCCGGAGAUAUACCUGCUGCAACAAGUCCUUGA
This is a messenger RNA of Lobosporangium transversale, 429 nucleotides long. RefSeq lists its product as hypothetical. The record is from RefSeq and is a predicted model, not a curated record. NCBI's taxonomy places the organism in Eukaryota, Fungi, Mortierellomycota, Mortierellomycetes, Mortierellales, Mortierellaceae. The transcript is spliced from 2 exons. The annotation marks the transcript as partial.